AUGCCUGAUGUUCAAUUCGAGAUUAUUGGUUUAGACGAUAUUGGUAAAGAUAUACUCAAAACUAGUUCGUCGAGAAAAACAACUAACCGUUCGUCUUACAAACUAUCCGAUGCUGAUGUGGAGAAUCUUAAACAUUAUCUAAAUCGAUAUAAUCAACAACUCUCCAAAUCAUCAACAACAAAAAAAGUUUUUCAAGAAAUUUCGUCUCCAGAUUUAACACGAGUGUCGACCUGUUCAUUUGCUUAUCGCAGUCAUAUGCAUGAUUAUGUUGACAUUACUGAGGAUUUUUACUCGGAGAAACUCUAUAGUGAACUGAGUAAACCGGUUGAACAUACUCAACCGUUAACUGAUGUUUAUCGUUAUCAUCAUCACUAUCGUCGACAUCAUCAACAUGCAAGACAAGCCCAUGAAAAACUAUCACCGCCAACUGUCUCACGUGAUAAUUCAAGUCUCUCACUAGAAUUUGCAACAUGUGGGAUGAAAAAGAAUACGCGUUUACCUGUUCCACACGAAAACUUCUCUUUAACUAACGGAUGUUUUGGUGAUGAUGCAGGUUUUACAAUACGACACAAACUCAAGAAUUUCUUUGGUAAAAUCGGUUUUCUCUUUACAGAGCAUUUACAUGUGAACAUCUUUCUUCUAGGAAUAUCGGAUGGCGCCGGUGGUAAUCUAAUGUAUGGCUUCGAUCCACGUCUUUUUUCGGAAUCAUUAAUGCGUAAUUGUUCGACUCUUGCUGACUCAGGCAAAUACUCCACUAGUGAACCUAAGCGUCUUUUGUGUCAUGCGUUCGAUCGUGUUCAAACAGAAAACUGCUAUGGUAGUGCAACAGCAUGUGUGGUCGGUGUCGAUUGUGAAACUGGUCAACUUCACUCAGUUAAUAUUGGUGAUUCAGGUUAUGUGAUUGUUCGAAAAGGUCGAGUCGUGUAUCGAUCACGUUCACAAAAAAUGAACGGUGAUUGUCCAAGACAAUUGGAUGUUUAUCCCUGGACAGCAUCAUUAAAAAGAAAAGGCCUCAAUUAUACUCAAAUAUCGAGUCUUGAUGCAAUCUGUCAGAAUUUCCAAUUAGAAUUAGAUGAUAUUAUUAUUCUUUCCACUGAUGGUCUCUUCGAUAACGUUCCUGAUCGUUUAAUUGAACGAAUUCUCUCGAAAAAUCAUUCGUUGAAACAUGCUGCUAAUUGUUUAGUUAAUCAUGCUGUUCGUUAUUACAUUAAACCAGAUGAUAUUCUUGUAAUUAUGGCACGUGUGACCAAGGAAAAUGAGAAACAAUAA
Adineta ricciae is the source of this 1269-nucleotide messenger RNA. Lineage: Eukaryota; Metazoa; Rotifera; Eurotatoria; Adinetida; Adinetidae. The record is from the annotation of a GenBank genome assembly.